Messenger RNA from Zychaea mexicana, 635 nucleotides. Its product is annotated as dynein light chain Tctex-type 1. Bases 114 to 497 code for a protein of 127 amino acids. Gene Ontology annotation, molecular function: dynein intermediate chain binding. The record is from RefSeq and is a predicted model, not a curated record. NCBI's taxonomy places the organism in Eukaryota, Fungi, Mucoromycota, Mucoromycetes, Mucorales, Lichtheimiaceae. Gene Ontology annotation, biological process: microtubule-based movement. The transcript is spliced from 5 exons. Gene Ontology annotation, cellular component: cytoplasmic dynein complex; cytoplasm.
GACGUGCUGUGAUAGACAUAAGCGCAUGCAAUAGUAACUCCGCACUACAGACCCGUUCCUAAGCACCGUUCCUUAUCCUCCCUUUUAAAACACCCCCUCCUUCCCUUUAGCAAAUGAUGACUGUCGAUGCAGGCAAAGAAAACGCACAAAUCCCUGGCGAAGCACAACAGGAGUCAAAGUCGAACAAGUUCAAUGUGGACGAAGUAACUGCAAUGAUUAAAGAGGUAGCAGAAUCUACCAUUCAGGAUUCAGAGUACGUACACGGCAAAGUCUCACAGUGGAACAAAACCAUCAUUGACACGUGCUUGAAGAGACUCAAAGAGAAACAGAAAAACUCCAAAUACGUCGUUACUUGUGUUAUAAUGCAACGGACACGUGCCGGUUUCUAUGCCGGAAGUUCAGCAUAUUGGGACAAUGCUAAUGAUGGGAGUGCGAGCUACCGGUACGAAACGAAAUCAUUAUAUGCAGUGAUCAACGCUUUUGGAUUGAGCGUAUAAACGCAAUCACCAAGUAUUAUCCGAUUAUAUUCGUGUGUGUCUGUUUGGUCCCUUCAUCCACACCAAUACGAAAAUUAUAUCCUGUUUUCUCAUCUCAUCCGUUCCUAUUUUAUUUAUAAAUACACUAAUUCAUCAACC